AUCUGCAAUUUUCUCAGCGGCAUGAAAAUUCGACACUAACUAUCAAAGCAACACAUGAUGAACCUUAGUUCAUUUCAGUUAAAAUGGAGAUAACUACUGCCAAAUUAUCAGAAUUACCUCUCAACACUUCACUUCCUUUGCCAUCUCGCUCCUCCACCCUCAACUUCUUCUCCUCCCCCUCCAGAUUGUCAUUUCGAGUUCUCGGGCCGUUCUCUUCCCUCCGAACUACUGAGCACAGCGGCGACAGCUAUUCUUAUCCCUGGGAUAACGAAGGCCCGAAACCCUCCCCAAAAUCUAACUCCCACUCUGCCCCUUGGCUCAACAAAAGCUCCUUUACAAACUCUUCAACCCAUUUACGUGACCGAAAAGCCGACAGAAGGGUUUCUGAAUCCGAAUUGGAUGCUGAUGGCCCUAUAAAUGAAGCUGAGCCUUGGUAUUUUGAUCAAGAUAAAGGAAAAAAUGCGAUUGAGAGAAUAGUUCAUCGGUUGCGGAACUUAGGGUUGGGAUUAGAUGAUGAGGCGGAGGAAGAAGAGGGAAAUGAAGUGGAAGCCAGUGAUGCAAUGCCCGCGACUGGAAAGGAGAGACUGGGUGAUUUGUUGAGGCGAGAGUGGGUUCGGCCAGAUAGUAUGUUGAUUGAAGAUGCAGGCGAUGAGAUGGUUUUACCAUGGGAUAGAGAUGAGAAAGAUGAAGUCGAGGAGAGCGAGCGGCGAUUGAAGAAAAGGAAGGUAAAGCCGCCAACUAUGGCGGAACUGACACUUGAGGAGCAGGAGUUGAGGAGGUUGAGGAGAGUAGGAAUGGAAGUUAGAGAUAGGAUUAGUGUGCCUAAAGCUGGGCUUACGCAGGCCGUGCUGGGGAAAAUUCAUGAUAAGUGGAAGAAGGAGGAGGUGGUGAGGCUUAAAUUUCAUGAGGUUCUUGCACGGGAUAUGAAGACGGCUCAUGCGAUAGUUGAGCGUCGAACUAAAGGAUUGGUGAUAUGGAGGUCUGGAAGUCUUAUGAUGGUAUACCGUGGUUGUAAUUAUGAAGAGCCCACAUCUAGGUGCCAAUACAAUGAAAGUGAAGGUGACGGCCUUUUUGCACCAGAUGUGUCUCCUAGCAAUUUAUUAAAAGCAGAUGAUGGCAAUGCAACCUCGUGGCUGGAAAAGAGUAACCUAGUUGUAACGAAUCAAGUAUGGCCUGAAAACAUGACAGCAGAGGAGGCGGAAUACAAUCACCUGAUUGAUGGUUUGGGUCCGCGUUUUGUUGAGUGGUGGGGCACAGGAAUACUCCCUGUUGAUGCUGAUUUACUUCCUCCUACGGUUCCUGGUUAUAAAACACCUUUUAGGCUUCUUCCUGCUGGAAUGCGUCCUCGACUAACCAAUGCAGGGCUCACUAAUUUACGGAAACUUGCCAAAUCACUCCCUUGUCAUUUUGCAUUAGGGCGAAAUCGAAAUCUUCAAGGUCUGGCAUGUGCUAUUCUUAAACUUUGGGAGAAAAGCUUAGUGGUGAAGAUUGCUGUCAAACGUGGGAUCCAGAAUACAAACAAUAAGCUUAUGGCGGACGAGCUCAAGAAUUUAACAGGAGGAAUGUUGCUGCUAAGGAAUAAAUAUUACAUCGUACUAUAUCGUGGGAAGGACUUUGUUCCAACAAGCGUGGCUGCAGUUUUGGCUGAAAGACAGAAAUUGGUUAAUCAGGUGCAGGAUGUUGAGGCGAAGGUGAGGUGUAAAUCUGUUGAUGAAAUUCCAUCAGGGGAAGAUGCAGCAAUAACAAAAGCUGGAUCAUUGGCUGAGUUCUACGAGGCUCAGGCACGUUGGGGAAGGGAUGUAUCUGCUGAAGAACAUGAGAAGAUGAUGGAAGAAGCAGCCAAAGCCAAGAAUAUAAAGCUUGUCAAAAAAAUGGAACACAAACUAGCCGUUGCACAGGCCAAAAAACUUAGAGCAGAAAGGUUAUUAGCUAAAAUAGAAGCGUCCAUGGUUCCAGCUGGUCCUGAUUAUGACCAGGAAACAAUCACAGAUGAAGAACGUGUGAUGUUUCGCAGGGUUGGUUUAAGAAUGAAGCCAUACUUGCCGCUUGGCAUACGUGGUGUUUUUGAUGGUGUCAUUGAGAAUAUGCAUUUGCAUUGGAAGCAUCGAGAACUAGUAAAAUUGAUAACGAAACAGAAGACCCUUGCUUUUGUCGAAGACACAGCAAGGUUACUGGAAUAUGAGAGUGGAGGAAUACUUGUGGCCAUAGAAAGAGUUCAUAAAGGAUUUACUCUUAUAUACUAUCGAGGAAAAAAUUAUAGACGGCCAGUUGCUUUGAGGCCUAGAAAUCUUCUAACCAAGGCAAAGGCAUUGAAGCGUUCGGUAGCCAUGCAACGCCAUGAGGCUCUCAGUCAGCAUAUAACUGAAUUGGAGAAAACUAUAGAACAGAUGAACAGAAAACUUGUUGUGUCUCAUGGUUUAGAGCUUGAUCAGAUCUCAGACUUCACCCUUAGUGAGCAUGAAGAUUCUGAUGGCUAUGAUAAUGUUGGGGGUUUUGAUAAGGAAGAUACUAUUUGAGAGGAUGAUGAAAAUUCUGAAUAUCCAAGCUUCAAACUUAUGAAGGCAGUUUAACACAUUUGCACUAAAAUUUUGAUUUCUUCUGUGGACUGCACCUUUGAUUGCCUGCUACAUAUUAGCAAACUCUUCUGAUAGGGUGAUCAAUGUGAGUUUUGUUUGCUGCUAUGCUUGUCAAGCCAAGAUAUGAUAUCAUCAAGCACGCUGGAUAUAGUCUCAUCAGGUUCACCUUCAAGUAGAUCAUGGUAAGCAUUCUUGUAGAGGCGGAACUUCUUGUCCUGAACUCUGGCUUUUUCAUAUAAGGCCUUGCUAGCUGACGGAUCAGUUAUCAUGUCAGACUCUCCAUGCAUGAUCAACAAUGGCAGAGAGACCUAGCAAUAAGAAUUAUUUAAGUUCCACUAGAAACAUGAACAAAGAAGCUACUAAUGAUAUCCUGUCCCACGCCGGAUGCACAAACUGAACAGAUUUUUGUUUCUUUGGUUUGGCCCCUGGGGAGGGGGACUUGUUCUGUUCGUAUCCUUUCAGAAUCCUUAGUUGUCUUUUAAUAUCUGACGAAUUGUAUGUUCAUAUCGAGGAAGAAAGACAAUUAAAAAUUGUUAAGAAGGAAUUAGAUGGGGAAGUUUACCUCUUCCAAUCGUUGUUCUA
This is a messenger RNA of Neltuma alba, 3158 nucleotides long. Its product is annotated as CRM-domain containing factor CFM3, chloroplastic/mitochondrial. Gene Ontology annotation, molecular function: mRNA binding. The transcript has 10 exons. Bases 84 to 2516 code for a protein of 810 amino acids. Lineage: Eukaryota; Viridiplantae; Streptophyta; Magnoliopsida; Fabales; Fabaceae. Gene Ontology annotation, biological process: RNA splicing, via transesterification reactions. The record is from RefSeq and is a predicted model, not a curated record.